Penicillium atrosanguineum is the source of this 804-nucleotide messenger RNA. Its product is annotated as putative allergen. Lineage: Eukaryota; Fungi; Ascomycota; Eurotiomycetes; Eurotiales; Aspergillaceae. The record is from RefSeq and is a predicted model, not a curated record. Gene Ontology annotation, cellular component: extracellular region. The transcript has a single exon. Gene Ontology annotation, molecular function: IgE binding. The coding region runs from base 1 to 804 and encodes 267 amino acids.
AUGCAGUUUACCAAGUCCGUCCUGCUCCUCGCAGGCCUCGCUACCAGCACCUUCGCUGCCGCUCCCCGCCCCCAGGGCUUCGAGCGCCGCCAGGCCGCCGCCACCACCUCGGCUGCUUCUUCUGCUUCCUCUUCUUCAUCCGACUCCGCCUGGACCAGCCUCCCCGCCUCCGGCGCUGAAUCCACUGCCGGCUUCGGCGCUGUCACCGGCUCCUCCGGCAGCGACGUGACAUACUCCGGUAACGUCGGCAACCCCUACGGCUCCAACAUCAUUCAGGUCUCCGCCUCCGACGCCAACCAGUACAAGUACGUCGCCCAGUUCCAGGGUUCCAACACCGACGACUGGACCGUCGCUAUCUGGAACAAGUACAGCGCCGACGGCACCAUGAACGGCUGGUACGGCAACGCCUGCCAGACUUUCACUCUGUCUGCUGGGUCUACUGUCUACAUUGCCUUUGAUGAUGACUCCCAGGGUGGCUGGGCCGCUGCUGAGGGCUCCACUAUUCCCACUGAUUCUGACGGUGGCUACGCCUCUACCUGGGGUGAGUUCGACUUCGGCUCCACUACCAACAACGGCUGGUCUGGUUUCGAUGUCUCCGACAUCCAGGCUGCCAACGCUGGCUUCUCUGUCCAGGGUAUGGAGAUCUGCGAUGCUAUUGGUGGAACUUGCUCUUCUAUCACUACCGACGCUGGCUCUGUUAACAACGCCUACACCCCCGCUGAGACUGACUUGGGCGGUAUCGGUGGCAACCUGUCCUCCGGUGACGGUGUUCGCCUGGCUGUUACCAUUGACUACAGCGGCUAA